Racocetra persica is the source of this 230-nucleotide messenger RNA. The record is from the annotation of a GenBank genome assembly. Lineage: Eukaryota; Fungi; Glomeromycota; Glomeromycetes; Diversisporales; Gigasporaceae.
AUGGAUAAUCAAGUUUUAAAAGGAAAAUUAAUUAAUAAAGGGCAUUGCCCUGUGAAAUUUUAUCAUAUUUUACCUAAAAACCUAACGGAAUGUCCAUUUAUUGUAAUAAUUUCCGUUGGCAUUCAUAAUCAUCCACCUCUACCUCCAAUUAAAACUCCACAAAAUAUAAUUAAUAAUCUACAAAAAAUUAUUGAAAAUGAACAUGAUUUAAGUCUUACAGCCCGGCCAAU